This is a messenger RNA of Ornithodoros turicata, 1869 nucleotides long. RefSeq names its product terpene synthase-like (gene qm). The transcript has 10 exons. Gene Ontology annotation, molecular function: prenyltransferase activity. The coding region runs from base 524 to 1459 and encodes 311 amino acids. Gene Ontology annotation, biological process: isoprenoid biosynthetic process. NCBI's taxonomy places the organism in Eukaryota, Metazoa, Arthropoda, Arachnida, Ixodida, Argasidae. The record is from RefSeq and is a predicted model, not a curated record.
UCAACUAAAGCGUGAUCGGCUUUCACGUUUGUUGCGUGUUUGUAGCAGUGGCAGUUGUUGAGAUUGCGGCGUGCUUUUCGUUUCCACGCGGUCUUGUUGUACUCUGUGUGUUAACUUCCUGUCGGAUAACGUCCAAUGAUACUCGCACUGGCUUUUGCGAAGUCCUUGAACCUUGAACAUUACUGAGGAAGGAACUCACCGUCAAGGCGAUUGCCGCCACUUACGCGAUGUCACACUACUGUCAUAAAACGUCAUUGUUAUUCAGGAAAAGUCCUUGGGGAAUUCAUACUGAUCGCUGUUGAGCUUCGCUAUUGAUCAAGUGCCCUCGGUUUGUGUCUUGAAAGUUUCCUCCUAUUUGAAUUUGCCGUACCUGGAUCUUCCUAAGCGUACGUACGUCGUUGAGUACAAGUACGAGCCGGCUUUGAUACCUACUUCAGUCCUCUCUGCGCUGACAUUGCUGAAAGUCCGUAUUUACCGCACGCACAAAAGUAAGCGCGAAAAUGGAUGCUGAUUCGACGCUUAAAUGUACAGAAGAAGACAAGAUUUUUCUUCAGCCUUAUCAUUACAUAAUGAAGGUACCAGGGAAACAGAUUCGCACAAAGUUGGCCCAGCUUAUACGAGUACUGGUACGUUCCAGGCCUUCAACCAGUGGUUAAAAAUACCGAAGGAAAAGUGCUACGCGAUAGGAGAAAUUGUUCAGAUGCUUCAUAAUGCUAGUCUCUUCAAUUAUAUUUCCAGAAUCGACGACAUCGAAGACAGUUCGGUGUUGCGUCGAGGCAUUCCCGUGGCCCACAACAUCUUUGGCAUCGCCAGCACCAUCAACUCCGCAAACUUCGUUUAUUUCCUCGGCCUCGAAAAAUGUCUCCAGCUCGGACACCCAGAGGCGAUUGCGGUUUUUACGGAACAGUGUCUGGAGCUUCAUCGUGGUCAGGGGAUGGAGAUCUUCUGGAGAGACAACUACAUCUGUCCAACGGAGGAAGAAUACGCUCGCAUGGUCAAGAGAAAAACGGGAGGGCUCUUUGGUUUGGCCGUGAGACUCAUGCAGCUGUUUAGUGAGAACAAGAGUGACUUCACAGGGCUCAUUGGCACAUUAGGACUGUAUUUUCAAAUUAGGGACGAUUAUGCCAACCUCGUCUCAAAAGAGUAUACAGAAAAUAAGAGCUUCGCUGAAGACCUGACCGAAGGAAAGUUUUCAUUCCCCAUCAUUAAUGCCAUUCAGACAUACCCGGAUGAUCCAAGGAUGAUGAGUAUCUGCUGCCAGCUUAAUUAUAUUAUACGAAAGAGAACGACGGAUAUAGAGAUUAAGAAGUACGCCAUCGACAUUCUCGACAAGCUCGGCUCUUUCGACCACACCAAGCGGACGUUGCAGGAACUCGACGCGGAGGCGCGUGAAGAAGCUGAGUCGCACGGCCACAAUCCAGUCCUGAUACAAGUGCUCGAUGAACUAAGAACCUGGUGAUGAAGACUGUUCCUUGUGACAGUUUUAAUAGGACCAUAUUCAUGUGCUGUGCAUCACUUUGUAACCUGCUAGAAACCUGCACAGACGUUGCAUUGUUAGACCACAUAUCAUAAAUUAAGGUAUUUAAUUUUAAUUACUCGUCAGGGCCUGUUGCUUCACGGAUUAGAUCGAAGCUCAUUAGUAAGUUAUUAUGCAGAGGAGGUUUGACUGCCAUGAGUACUAUGCAAAUGUACUUGCACAAAUAGAAUUCAACAACUGUAGAAGCGAAACACAACAUAUGCAAACAAGUGAACCUCAGAUCAACAUUUUUUAUGUAAUCCAAGCAGCAUUAUACUCUGCCAUAUGAUCUGGUUGCCAUCGGAUCGUCUGAUGAUGUUUCCAAGUUGAAUAAAAAUGUUUUGUGCAUAAUG